Messenger RNA from Erigeron canadensis, 1039 nucleotides. Its product is annotated as succinate dehydrogenase [ubiquinone] iron-sulfur subunit 2, mitochondrial-like. The coding region runs from base 42 to 884 and encodes 280 amino acids. The record is from RefSeq and is a predicted model, not a curated record. Gene Ontology annotation, cellular component: mitochondrion. Lineage: Eukaryota; Viridiplantae; Streptophyta; Magnoliopsida; Asterales; Asteraceae. Gene Ontology annotation, biological process: tricarboxylic acid cycle; respiratory electron transport chain; aerobic respiration. The transcript has 2 exons. Gene Ontology annotation, molecular function: electron transfer activity; 2 iron, 2 sulfur cluster binding.
AUAUAAAUCUGUAUCUAUCGAUCAUAAAAAGAAAAAGAAAAAUGGCAACCACCUUACUCCGCCGAUCAUUUCCGAAAAUCAAAUCAUCCCAACCAUCAAAACUUCUGAUCCUACGGUCACACGCAUCGGAGCCACAAACCGAAAACUCAACUCCAAAAUCCACCACCCAAUCAAACCCAUCUCUGAAAUCCUUCCAAAUCUACAGAUGGAGCCCCGACAACCCAUCGAAACCGGAACUCAAAUCCUACAAAAUCGAUCUCAAAGACUGUGGGCCAAUGGUACUAGACGCCUUAAUCAAAAUCAAAAACGAAAUCGACCCAUCUCUCACAUUCCGAAGAUCAUGCCGUGAAGGGAUUUGCGGGUCAUGUGCAAUGAACAUUGAUGGGUGUAAUGGGCUAGCUUGUUUGACAAAAAUCGAGCCCGAAAAACCCGAAACGAUGAUAACACCGUUGCCACAUAUGUUUGUGAUUAAGGAUUUGGUAGUGGAUAUGACGAAUUUUUACAAUCAGUAUAAAAGUAUUGAACCGUGGUUGAAAAGGAAGUCGAAACCGGAAACCGGGUGGGAAGGGAAAGAAGUGUAUCAGAGUAAGAAAGAUAGGGAGAAAUUAGAUGGGAUGUAUGAGUGUAUUUUGUGUGCUUGUUGUAGCACUUCUUGUCCUAGUUAUUGGUGGAAUCCUGAGUCUUAUCUUGGCCCCGCCGCUCUUCUUCAUGCUAAUCGGUGGAUCAUGGACAGCCGUGAUGAAUAUACAAAGGAGCGACUAGAUGCUGUAAAUGAUGAAUUCAAGCUGUAUCGCUGUCAUACAAUAUUGAACUGUGCCCGUGCCUGCCCCAAGGGACUAAAUCCUGGGAAGCAAAUCCAGAACAUCAAAAGCCUUCAAGCUUAAAGUGUUUUUAGUUGUUUGUUUCCAGAUUAAUUUAAUUAUAAAGGGAUAAUGAUGAUUGCCGUCCCUAAAUUAUUUCUGGGAUUAUGUUAGAAGAUGUUUGUAAACUGUUUUGUUGCUGAUAAUAAUUGGUAGACAUGGAACAGAUAUCGCCAUUA